Symbiodinium sp. CCMP2592 is the source of this 3093-nucleotide messenger RNA. The record is from the annotation of a GenBank genome assembly. NCBI's taxonomy places the organism in Eukaryota, Dinophyceae, Suessiales, Symbiodiniaceae.
AUGGCGUGGACGCGCCCCUUUCCAACAGUCUGGGAUGAUGCAGGUCGGGAGGUACUCAAUGAGGCGCCGCCCUUUCUUGCCCUUGCUGAUUCCACCUUCCAGGGCCUUUUGCGACAGGGCAAGCAAUGGGCCUCAUACGGCUACCCCUCGCUAGGGAUGGGCUACUCGGUGGUGUGUCCCGGGGCUUCCCUCGUUCGCUCCUAUCCUGGGCCUCCGAUCCUGGUCAAUGAGGGCUUCUUGCAUUUCCUGCGAGACAAGCUCGAUGAGCCUGUCAAAGUAGGCCUGGUUCCCUGCGGACGCAGUGUGCCACAUCCCAAGCAGACUGCUUAUGACUUUGUGGAAAGGGCACGGCACGACUUCAACCUCAAGGACUACGAGUUCCCUUGGCAGAUCAUGGACCUGGACCAGCCUCCGGAUCUGGACUUGUAUGGCCAGGAUCCCACUCACUUUCAGCCGUCUGCUGAGCUGCCUGCCAUUGGGCGUAUCAUUGGCCGCGCUCUCUACUGUAUGACAGUACCGAAACCACAGCGAGCUGACGGAGGCAACGCCCCCGAGACUCCGCAGGGCAACGCUCCCCAAACCCCAUCUACCUCACCUUUUGCGGGUGGCCUGGGGCCAGGGGAUGCGCAGCAGGCGCCGCACACUCCUCCACCCUUUCUGCCAGUUCUUCUGCGCUGCUCCUGGAACGCGACUCAGGGCAUGAUACAUCAGGAGAUGUUGGCCACCCACGCGCUCACUCGAGCCACCACUCUUAGAGAGUUGCUGAUUGUGGCGGCCAGCCAAGCCAACUUCCCCAUUGAAAAGACGUACCGCCUUACGGUACCGGCUGACUGUACUCCCUAUGGGAGGUUCCCAAUCCCGCAGCGCCUGGUCCAGACUUUCAUUCAUGACGAAAUGGUUGGCCCUAAGGAAAUGGCGGCGGACAAGUUCCGGACCUUUCGUCGCGAGUUCUUCAACGACGAAGCCUGCGCGGAAGUGAUCCGUUCAGUCACUGGAGGAGCAGGGCAACGCCUUCUCUCCAAGCUCCGAAGCAACGCGCAUCGCGCGGAUGUCUUCAGAUACGUUGAACACUGGCUCCGUGGCGGCAUCUACCUCGACAUCAAGACUGCCUUCCUGAUCACGCCGCAGGAGCUUCACUCCUCCAUCGUGGCAGAGUGGCGAGCAAAGCCACUCCUCUCCGACCUUGCCUCCCAAAUUUAUGGAUGGGAUGCUGAUACCUUGCGAGCCAGCGGUCCUCCUGAUUACUUCCUCACGGCCAUCGGUCAGAAAAAGGACCACAUUUUCCAGGGCAUCCUCAUGGGACGACGGCAGCACCCCCUCAUGACUGCUGCACUACGUCAUGCUUUUCAGCACAAAUAUGUGGAUGCGCAGGGGGCCAUCAACGAGAAGUAUAUGUUCUUCUGCAUCGCCCUCUAUGAGAUCGUACGCCAGGACCUGCUCAGCGACCCGGUCCUCCACCCAACGGCGCAGGGACGCAGCUUGGCCCCUGGCUGGCACCUCACACAGACCCUAGGCCCGAUCUAUCUGCUGCAGGAGGUUCAUGAGGAUCAGUUGCGGCGAAUGCAGGGCGUGCCCCCCAAUGAGGGGCAUGGGUUCCGCACAGCCUCCAAGCAACUCAUCGCUCUUACUCGGUGCUGGGGUUGGAACAAGGGAUGGAAGUCUGAUCCGGCUUCCACCAAAGCCAACAACGAUGCCAUCCUUCGUGGACUCCCUACUGCACUCCACGCAGCACAGGAGGCUGGCAACGCCACGACCCGGCGAGGCAACGCCUCCACAACUCCGGUCCCCACUGAAGCCACCAUUCAGGCACAUGUGCUUGAAGCUCUCGACACCAGCCUUCUUGAUCGGAUUGUGCAGCUUAUCGAAAAGUGGCCGCAGUUCUAUGGAGAACUCACCAAGCAGCAAGUCCAGGAGCUCAUCCCGCGCGGUCUUGGCAUAGCCAUUUCAGAGCAUGGUGACACUUUGUGCUGUGUCUUCUGUGCGGGCAAAUCUGGCGGGCCCUGCAUGUUCCACACCUCUCAGGGCCUACUGCCGCACUUUCUGCGGACACGUGGCAGCGGUGCUACAUGGCAUCACGCGGGGGAAGAGGCCUAUGCCAGGGCUACCACUGGGCGCUCAGGUCAGGCCGCUGCGGCGGCCUCCUCCUCAGAUACCGGCAAUCAACGGCCCAACGAGCCUGCCUCCCCGCCGCCAUACGUCGCACCGCGACCAGCCAUUCUUGAUGCACCGCAUCGUCAUGAAGCUCCUCCUCAAGAGCCAGAAAACACUCCUCCCACAAUGGAGGAACUCUGUGCCGAGAAGGACUUCUACGACUGGGUGGUGGCAGUAGCGGACCUCCAGUCACUGACGGCUCCUGAAGUAGUGGGUGUUCUUCAGCCCCAGGAGUUCACAGCGAUAUGGAAUGCCCGACUUCAGGUCUUGACCAAGCUGCCAACCGUGCUUGCCGGCCUUAGCAGGGUUUACCAAAAACCUGAAGCUGAUCGAAAAGACCUCAGCUGGCGCUCUGUGAUCUCGGGUCGACUUGUUGUCCACUCCUCUGGCCACUUAACGAUGGCCACGAAGGACCGUGCUGGUCAAGAGCACAUUCACCCCAAGCUCACGACCUGGCUCGGGGGCCUUCAGGCUACCAUUAAAAAUGGGGUUCCCUACGCUCUCUUCGAGGGCGAGCGUGUGGCUACUCAGGAUGAGUUUCGCCUCUUCGCGACGACCCUGCAGACCAUCUAUGAGGCAGCCACCAAGAAGGCGCACCAACCCUCCCACGUCAAUAUCAUCCAGGCCACGCGUGACAGCCAUCCAACCAUCAAGAUUACGCACGGCCAAGUCCUGGAUAGCAAGCUGAACGUGAUUCGCAAUGUUAUACUGGCCAGCAGCUUCGUGGUCGCCGCGAAAAACAAGCUGAGCACCGUGAGAACAAGGAGUCCAGGAGGUCGGACCCGUAUGGAUCUCACGAGCCUCCGCCCGAACAACACUCCAGAUCCGCCGGCUCCCAAGACUGGCAAGACUGGCGGGACUGGGAAGAAAAUUCCUACAAUGCCAGGAACUCUGCCUACCACGGCUAUUACCGCUGAGCCAUUGCAUGCCAGGGCUACUUAG